AUGUCAUCCAAGACCUCAAGCGUUACUGAGCGGGUAUCCUCUGAGGAGAGCUCGCUCGAUAUCAAGUCUCUGGAUGAUGAUAUGAAGACUCCAAUCUCUAGAGAGCAACCUCAUGAGGAGGAUUCUUCUCGCCUUUAUCAGCAAAUACGACUGGCCCCAUCAUUCUACGGCGAUCUUGCCGACAUUGCUGGUAGACGGCCCGCAUAUUUGAUAUCAUUCGUCAUCUAUAUAGCUGCAAACAUUGGCUUGGCCAGUCAAUCCUCUUAUCCAUGGUUAUUUGUUCUUAGAUGUCUCCAGAGCUCAGGAUCAGGGGGCACAUAUGCGUUGAACAGUGGAGUUAUUGCCGACAUCUCAACCACGGCCGAACGCGGUAGAUACAUGAGUGCAGCACAAAGCGGGAUCAUGCUUGGCCCGGCAAUUGGACCUAUAUUGGGAGGUGUUCUUGCCCAGCAUCUUGGCUGGAGGUCUAUAUUUUGGUUUCUGACCAUCUGUGGCAGCAUAUAUAUCGUUGUCUUUGCGAUCACGGUUCCGGAAACCGCCAGAAAGGUGGUUGGAAAUGGCUCCAUUCCCCCGACAGCAUGGUGGAAUCGUUCCUUGCUGAGCGAAGUUGCUCGUUAUAAAGCUGGUAGCAGGCAGGGAGAGGAAGGCAUUUCUCCACCACCGAAGCCUCGCGUGUUGAGAUUUCCGAAUCCUUUGAAGACAUUGUUGAUCAUCAAAGAGAAAGACUGUGCGAUGAUGCUGUUCUAUAACGCCAUCAUCUACUCGUCGUGGUAUACAGUAACCGCCAAUUUGUCAAAUCUACUCUCGGAGAAUUACCACCUAGACACGCUACACUUGGGAUUAUGUUACAUACCUUUUGGCAUUGGGGCUGCAAUGUCCAUCGUGGCCAAUGGAUAUAUCCAGGACUGGAAUUAUGCACGUGUUGCACGUCGUUACGGUUUCUCAAUCGACAAAAAGCGAGGCGAUGAUUUGACCCAGUUUCCCAUUGAGAAAGCAAGACUUAGCAUUGUUUGGCCAUUUGUUUAUGUGGGUGCUGUGGCCAUCAUUUGUUUUGGCUGGGCUGCCACGCUGAAGGCGCAUCUCGCGGUCCUUUUGGUCCUCACGUUCGCCAUGGCACUAUUCCUUACCGCUUGCUAUAAUAGCAUGAAUCUCUUGUUGGUUGAUCUCUAUCCAAAUUCGCCUUCGACUGCCUCUGCUGCGAAUAAUUUGACUAGGUGUCUAUUGGCGGCGGGAGGAUCUGCCAUUAUUGACCCUAUGAUCCGCAAAAUGGGCACUGGUUGGGCAUAUACUCUCGUUGGAAUUCUCAUUAUUGCACUGAGUCCUUCUCUUCUUGUUGUUACCCGCUAUGGUCCAGUCUGGAGAGAGGAACGGAGACUGCGGUUGGAACAGAAGGAAGCGGCACGCAAGCAAUCGGCAGAGCAGCAAGUGUGA
Molecule: messenger RNA, 1431 nt
Organism: Trichoderma breve
Lineage: Eukaryota; Fungi; Ascomycota; Sordariomycetes; Hypocreales; Hypocreaceae
Product: major facilitator superfamily domain-containing protein
Exons: 9
Coding region: 1-1431 (476 amino acids)
Biological process (GO): transmembrane transport
Molecular function (GO): transmembrane transporter activity
Source: RefSeq, a predicted model, not a curated record